Molecule: messenger RNA, 1617 nt
Organism: Fonsecaea pedrosoi CBS 271.37
Lineage: Eukaryota; Fungi; Ascomycota; Eurotiomycetes; Chaetothyriales; Herpotrichiellaceae
Exons: 6
Coding region: 1-1617 (538 amino acids)
Molecular function (GO): flavin adenine dinucleotide binding; NADP binding; N,N-dimethylaniline monooxygenase activity
Source: RefSeq, a predicted model, not a curated record
AUGACUUCCAACGCGUAUACCGUCCAGGAGCGACCUAUCCACUCCGGGCGAAAGCUGAGAGUCAUCUGCAUCGGCGCUGGGGCCUCCGGUCUCCUUCUGGCGUACAAGAUCCAGUACAACUUUUACGAAUCUGACGUCGAACUGCAAAUCUACGAGAAAAAUCCCGACCUCGGGGGAACAUGGCUCGAGAACAGGUAUCCUGGCUGCGCGUGUGACUGUCCGGCACAUACGUAUACGUGGUCUUUCGAGCCCAAGGCGGACUGGAAACAGACGUUUGCAACAUCUCCAGAGAUUCAUCGCUACUUUGACGAGUUUGCCGCCAAAUACGACUUGGAGAGGCACAUUCGGUACAACAGCCAGGUCUCGGGCGCGAAGUGGAACGACGAACAAGGCAAAUGGGCGGUGGAGAUCACGCAGAAUGGCAAGGUUGUCCACGAUGCCUGUGACAUCCUCAUCAAUGCGUCUGGCAUCUUGAAUAACUGGCGGUGGCCCGCGAUCCCAGGCCUGGAGAAUUUCAAAGGCCCAAAGCUACAUUCUGCAGCGUGGGACGAGACUCUGGAUCUGACUGGGAAGAAGGUCGGAUUGAUUGGCAACGGAUCCUCCGGCAUUCAGAUUCUCCCCGCCAUUCUUCCCGUGGUCGAUUCGGUUGUCAACUUCAUCCGAGAGCCGACCUGGGUGUCGCCCAUACCUCUCCCUGGAUUCGAGGCCCGCGAGUUCAGUCCGGAGGAGCAAGAUGAGUUCCGCACCAACACGGCCAAGCACCUCGAGUUCCAUAAGCUGGUGCCGCAAUGGAGCGUCGGCUGUCGCCGCCUGACUCCCGGAGUGGGAUACUUGGACAGCCUGGCACAUCCCAAAUCGUCCGUGGUAUAUGGUGAGAUCAUGCGGGUAACCGACACCGGGCUUGUGAUGGAGAAUGGCGAGGAGCACCCUGUUGAUGUGCUCGUCUGCGCCACGGGAUUCGACACGACCUUCAAGCCCCGGUUUCCUCUGAUCGGUCCUGAUGGGAGUUCGCUGGCGGAGAAAUGGGCAGCAGAGCCACUCUCUUAUCUCGGUGUCGGCGCCCCAGGAUUUCCAAACUACUUCAUGUUCUUGGGGCCGAAUUGUCCCAUUGGGAAUGGACCGGUGCUCAUCGGUAUCGAGACGCAGGCGGACUAUUUCAUGAAGUUCAUCCAGAAAGUUCGGGAGGAGAAUAUCAAGUCUUUCAACCCCAAAGAAGCAGCUGUGGUUGAAUUCAAAGAGCACAAAGAUACAUGGAUGAAACGGAGUGUGUGGGACCAAGAAUGCCGCUCCUGGUACAAGAACCCCGCGGGACAAGUCACUGCCGUCUGGCCCGGCUCCGUCCCCCACUACAUUGAGACGAUGGAGCGGCCGCGCUUCGAGGACUACGACUGGAACUACCUGACGGCGUCGAAUCGGUGGUCGUUCCUGGGGAACGGCUUCUCACAGCGCGAGGCACUGGGUGCGGACCUGGGCUGGUAUAUUCGGCAGACGGACGAUGCUGUUCCUCUGGGGAAGAAGGAGAGGUUUGUCUUUACGCCAGGUACAGACGAGCACACGGUUCCGGCCGCGACGACGCUGGGGGCGCCUGUUAAUCCGCCGGUCAAUCCCCGCUUAUGA